Molecule: messenger RNA, 1281 nt
Organism: Triticum turgidum subsp. durum (durum wheat)
Lineage: Eukaryota; Viridiplantae; Streptophyta; Magnoliopsida; Poales; Poaceae
Source: the annotation of a GenBank genome assembly
AUGGCCAAGAGCAAGAGACGAGCGGUGGACGCCGCCGGCGUGCUCUCGGACGAUCUCAUGCGCGAGAUCUUCGCACGCGUGGCGUGGGGCGUUCUCGACCUCAUCCGCUGCGCGGGGACAUGCACACGGUGGUUCCGCCUCAUCAGCUGCCCGGCCUUCCUCCGGCGCGUCGGCAUCUCGUCGGAGAACGCGUGCCACAGGUCCUCCUUCCUCCUUGGUGCCUUCUACAUACCGGAAGCGACACCCAUUAAAAUACCGAAACUGGGCAAGAGAAGGAAAUCCCACUUGCCACCGCGAUUCUUCAAGCUUUCUACGGAGCAAACCCGUGGCGAGCGUCUCACCUUCACCAAGUUCAUCCCCAACAAGAACGGAAUCUUCAACUACGCGCGGCCCCUGGCGGCGCAUCGCGGCCUUCUCCUAGUGGAACGCUUGACCCAUGACUGGCAGAAGCUCCAUCUAGCUGUGUGCCAUCCCCUCAUCGGCGAGCGGAGCACACGUCUUCUCGCACCGCCUCCGCAGGAUCUGGACCCCAUCAACGUCGGGUAUUAUAUGACCGGCUAUGCCAUUGUCACGGCAUCAAACCACGUGCAGCCAACCUUCCAAGUGCACUUCACCAUUGAAUGCUAUGAUGACAAACUUGUGUACGUCUUCUCCUACUCCUCCGCCAUGGAUAGUUGGAGUGCACCUAUCAAGUGCUUCCAAACUUUCGGCCUCACCAGGUGUGGGCCACGCGCUGGCAUGGUGAACAGUGACAUCGUGCACUGGUUGUACAGAGACAAUACCAACUUCUGCACCCUCAACAUAAGCGCUGAUGCAACACAUGUCUCCUUAACCAAGAUCCCUAUUCAAGUCAAACGUGGCUUGUCACCACCGUUCCCAUGCAUCCUUGGGGAAGGAAAGCUCUCAUUUGUUAAUGUCAGAGACAAAGAUAUCCUUGAACUUUGGACCAAGCGAGAACAAGACAAUGAUCAUAGUUGGGAGGGUAAGGAAGGAUGGGUGCACUCCGAGUUGAUGCCCCUAGAGGUCAAGGGAAUUGAGAUCUUGUACUUCGCAGAGAGCUCAUGUGUGAUAUUCAUGCUGCAAAAAGAGUGUCCUAGCAUAUUCGCUCUUAACCUCGUGAGCAAGAAAAUGGAGCAUGUGAUAGAGGAAGACGGCAAUAUGAGCAUGUUUUAUUCAUACGUUGGUUACGAAAAGUGGAGAGACCAGAGUCAUGUGCUUUACGAGUUAGAUUGGCCGUCAUACCUAUUUCACCUAUCAGCUAGAAGCCAUGAGGUACAAUAA